AUGUUCAACCUUGCGGAGAACGAUGAUGCCGACGAGGAGGAGAGCGACCUCCCUGACCUGGAGGACAACGAGGGCGGCAGUGCGAUCCAAGGGUGUGGAGGUGUGCCGGUUGUGACGGGCACGAGCUCUACCGGGACGGCCUCUGGAGAUGGUGCUGUGUACGGUGCGGAAGCCUGGAGUACUACAGGAUGGACCAGCCGACUUACCGAGAAGCGGCCCACGGACGAGGCCAGUGGCACUACGUUCCUGUUGGGUUUGCUCCUCCUGGACUACCUCCUGCUUCGCCUUCAGGCGCGCCCCCGCCGAGCAGCCCACCAGGCGCUACUUCAGGAAGUUUGCUGGGCGGCCGCCGCAGACGGCGGCGACGACGAGCUGGAGCCGGACCACCUGGAGGAGACGACGGAACCUCGGCGACUUCAAGGCGAGCACGUCGACACGAUCCUCUCCUACCUCAAGGUGCGGGAGCCCCUCUGCGCCCAGAACUACCUGAACCACGACGAGCCCAUACGCUACCCGAUCCUGCGCAAGAACAUCCCGCCUAUGACCCGAAUGGGACCCGAGAAAGGUGUGAAGUUCAGAGGGGGCGCUCCGCCACAGCCGCCCCUGUGGAAAUACGAGUCCCACGACCUCCGGGCGUUUGCGAAAUGGUCGCGGAAGGUCGAGAUUUGGCAGGUGCAGGUGGCCCACUACAUGACUUCCAAGGAGGCGGCGCUCCUGCUGUACACCUCCCUCACCGGCGAGGCGGAGGCCGAGAUGGAGCACGUGAAGUUCCUCGCCGACUACGAGCAGAUCUCCCGGUAUCCCGGGGAAGGUCUGAGAUCCUUCUCGAACCGCUAUAGAAGGAUCGAGCGAAGCCUCGAGGCCCUGGGCGUGAGCAUAUGUGGCAUGCACGACAGCGAGUCUCGAGGAAACCGACUUUUGGAGCGAGCUCGGCUUUCGGCAGCCGACCAGCGCUUGAUCAUGGUCGGGGCCAGCUACAACCUGGAGUUUGAGGCCAUCACCGAGAGCAUGACCAUGCAGUACCCCGAGUUCCGUGCUGCCCCGCCUGUGGUCACAAAGGACGGCACGCCGCUGAUCAGGACCAAAGGAAAGGGCAACCACAACAACGGCCCGGUCGGGAAAGGAACACCAGCCGGUAAAGGACAGCACCAGCCACAGCGGGUCUACAUCACGGAAGAGCACCUCGAGCAGAUCCCGGAGAACGAGGAGCAGCCGGCCGAGGCGGACGCCGACGAGGACAACGAGGAGCAGGCCGAGGACGACGCGGCAGGCGAUGACGACGGCGACGCCAAUGAGGCCGAGGACCUGGCCAAGGUGGCAGAGGUUUUGACCGUUACGGCAAAGAAGCUGGCGGGGCUCAAACUGGGCGACCCGGAGUGCCCGAUGGCUGGGCAAGGCGCCGGCACGAGAUCUUCUCCGAGUGCGCCGGCCGCGGCUGGAGUAAAGGGGCCAGCCGGCCAUGCAACACGGCCCCCGGCCACAGGAGCCCCGAAGGGAGAUGGCAAAGGCAAGAAGGCACCUCACCAGACCUUCUUCGUGCGUGACUUCGGCUCCUUCGAGGCCGCCCAGGUCGACGACCAGCCCGAGUACGGCACCGCCUUCUCUGUGAACGUGGUCUUCGAGGUUCGCGACGCCCCGACCGGGACGGACCGCUUCGGCAAGGUGAUGAUUUUGGACACGGCGUGCCAGAGAACAUGUUGUGGACUUGAGUGGGAAGCGCAGCACACCCUCGACCUCGUACCCCACGGGUUGCAGACACACCAUGUGGAUGUGACUGAUGCUUUCCAGUUUGGUAGCGGCCCGCCCUUGGUGGCCAAAGGCCGGUCGUAUGUUCCGGCUGGCAUCGGCGGUGCGAGCUUGAUCUUCGGAGCUGGUGUGCUGGAUGCUAAAAUUCCCCUCCUUGCCUCCAACAAGUUGCUGGAAAGCUUAGGCAUGAUCCUCGAUAUGCCCAGCAGCCAGGUUAGCUUUGUCAGUCUGGGGGUCGCAGUUCCGAUGCUGAGAAUUGACGGCCACAUUGCAGUUCGCAUCGAUGAGUUUGCUGAUUGCCCCGAGUGGCACACCAUGCAGUCCAGCAUUGAUUGGUGCGAUCCUCCUCCAGAGCUUGCGGCUCGAGGAGAACUUGUAGACGGGGCUCGCGUGGUGAAGAAGGUCAUGGACCUGCGGCGGCACCUCUUCACGAGCAUGGGCUGCGCGGUGAACCUCGGCAUCCUGGACCCCGAGAUCUACCAGGCCGUGCCGCCGAUCUUGGACGUGCGCUUUGUGCAAGAGGUGCCACAUGAGACUGAGAUGGAACGACCACCUGGGGAUGUGGGAAGGCCACCCCGACACAAAGUCCGGAACCUCGCUGCUAACCUCGCGACCGCCAUUGCCCUCCUCGUCCAUUAUUGCACCGGCGGGUUCCAACCAGAGCAGCAGCCCGUUCGAGCCUUCAGCCCGGGCGUCCCUGAGUUCGGCUACACCCAAGCGAUCGAGCUCGAAGCGCCGCUCCCGAAGGCAGCAGCCGGCAGCCAGCAGCGCAUCCGAGAUGGAGCUGGACCCGUGGCGGCUGGUAGCCGGGGACGAGUCGGAGAACUACGACUGGACCGAGGAACACUGAAAAGGCUCAAGGGAGGCUGGGCUCGAUCAGCCCGGUUCCUGGAGAAUGAGCGGGAGAUCUAUGAUGUUCUGCCCGCGACGGUCAGCCGACCACCGCCUGCCAUUGAUGUGCUGUGCGUGUUCCGCGGCAGCGACUGGCUUCAUGGAGGCCUGGCUUCCUACCGAAUGACCUCGACGGCGCUGCCCCUACAUGUUGCCCGGCGUCUUCGCGACGAUCCUGAGGUACUUGGAGAAGCACUACGAGCACUACGACGGCUUCGGCCACACGUCCUCUACGUCUCCUGCCUCGACUUCUUCCCCGGCGACAACAAAGGACCCUACGUGCAGCACUUGAUCGAGGAACAAGCCCAGCAAGGCCGGACCUACAUCCUGGCCGACUCCUGCGACGCCGCCGCCGUACAGACCACCAUCCCGGGCGGCAGCUCCUUCUUGCUCGACCGCAGCCCGGCGACCCAGGAGAACCUGCACGACGGCAUCGUGGAGCUGAUCCGGGACUAUGUCGCGACUAAGGAGCCGAUGCGCUUUGGCAUCUACCAGGCCCUGGUCACCUACCGGGAGCCAGUGCGAGACCUCACGGCAUGGGACACCAUCGCCGAGAUGAUGUCGAGGUCCUUUGGUUCCGAGGGCAGCCGGCCCUUCUACAUAGACCCCGGCAGCGAGGUCGGCAAGGAAGUGCAGAACCUACUGAGGAUAACGGCGGUGAGGAUACAAUGCGUCCAGCGGCCCACACAGCGGCGACUACCUCAAGAUGUUCCCUACACCGCACGGGCCGCCUUCUUGAUCCACUCCGACAAUACGCGGGCGGUGGAGGUCGAAAAUUUGGCGCUGGUCCAGCACCCCAAACAACGAUUCGCGAAACCGGUGCGACACGCUCUCCUGGCCUACGGCAACCUCAUCGAGGAGACCGAGACGCCGGCCGAGACGCCGAUCACCGACCUCCCCACCGACAUCAGCUUCCCGAACCUCAGCCAGCAGGUGCCGCUCGAGGUAAGGAGGGCAAUUGCGAAAGCCCACAUAAACCUCGGACAUGCAUCGCCACAGGAGAUGCUCAGGCUGGCUGUGCAAACCGGCAACCCGAGCGAGAUGUUCCUUCAGACCAUCCGGCGGCUCAACUGUGCUACUUGCGCCCGACUUAAAGGACCACAGCCACCACCACCGGCAUCAACGACCGUCACUGCCAGCCAGUUCGGCGACCGAGUUGAGAUCGAUAUCUUCUACCUCCGCGACCUCACCGGCAAGAGCUGCAUGGUCUUGGGAGCCGUCGACGUUGCGACGCGGUUCCACCAAGCCGCCGUCCUGGAAACCAGGAACCCUGAGGAGGCCUACCGCGCCCUCGAGAUGAUGUGGCUGCGACCGUUCGGCCUCAUGGUUCAGCUUGGCGCCGACCCGGACGGGACCUUUCAGGGCACCUUCGAGGAGCGAUUGCGCUCCCACGGCGUCCUCAUCGACUUCUGCCCGGCCGACGCCCACUAUAAGAUUGCCCAUGUGGAGCGCCAGAACGCCUUCCUCAGGACGAUCCUCGAGAAGCUCGUGGACACCUUUGCCGCGACCAACGUGAAAGACAUUGAGCUCUUGAUCGCGCCGGCCCUUCAUGCAGCCAACUCCCUUAUCCUGACACGAGGGAGGUCAGCUUAUCAAGCGGUAUUCGGCAGUGCCCCUCGGCUUCCGGGCGGCCUGUUCUCAGAUUCCAACGCCUUGGCCACCACGCCGACGACCGAUGCAGCCGCAACCGCCGAGAUCGUCCGGGCUGAGGCAAUCAAGACGAUCGCCGACCUCAACGUGAAACAGUCCCUUCGGCGAGCACUUCUGCGAAAGACCCGGCACGUUACGGCGCCGGACCUUCAGCCAGGGCAGCCCUGCUCCUUUUGGAGAUGGCGAAAGAAGGGGGUCAAGAAAAGAGGAGGAUGGCUCUCUGCAAAGUUCCUCUCCUGGGACCCUUCGGCACCUGGGAAGUUGGCCUGGGUGAGGUCGGGCACAGCGACCGCCUUGGUUGCCAUUGAGCAACUGCGUGCCGCCACCGGGUACGAAGCAUGGAUCCCUGACGAGGCCGAGGUGAAAGCUUUAAAGGAUGCGGCCCGGACCUUGGACGACAGCUUGUGGUCAGAUGAAACCGGACCGCCACCACCAAAGCGAUCACUGGAGCAGGACGACGUGGAGAUGGACCCAGAGCUCGGGUACGACAUCUCAUUGCCCGAGGUAGCGGCGGCAGUUGCUUCUUCUUCUUCUUUGGCCGCUCCUCCUCCAGCCGCUUCGGCCGGCUCGGGUGCCCAGCCGGUGGUGAACACACAAGUCCAGAGCACACUGGUGUACCAGCCACAGGUUCAGAACACUGUCGUGCACAACACGGCACGGCUGGGGGACCCCGCGCAAGGAAGCCGGCGGGGAAUGUCUACACCGAGGACUCCGAGAGCAAGAUCCGCACCGAGAACACCGAGGGCAAUUAGGAGCAGAUCGCCGAAACCUUCGGCAUUGGCAGCUCAGCCUGCGAACAGGUCGGAACCUCAAGAACUACAACCGCUUCCAAGCGAACUUCCGGAACCUCCUGUGCAGCUGCCCAGCCUAGAUGGCAACCUGGAACAUCAAGAACUACAACCGCUUCCGAGCGAACUUCUGGAACCUCCUGUGCCGGUCCCACAGACACCAUUGGAGGUGGGUCUAGAGUCAGCAGCUUACUCUUCGGCUCCCUUUGAAGACUCCAACAGCGACCAGCACAUGGAAGAGCCAGAGACACCCGUGAUGCCAAUGACGGUCACAGUUGAAAGGCCCACGGGACAACAGCAACCAGGACAGGUUCAAGCAGCCAGUGCCUCGGCAGCUUCCUCUCCGAGGCCUUCUACGACGCCUGUGACGAGCGAGGCGCCCAGCGGCGGACCUGAUCCACUACCACCGGCCAAGCGCCCCUUCGAGACCCUCUCCACUCUCUUCUUUGAAGACGGCUACCUUCAGCACUGCGAGCCCGGCGACACUUUGGAGCAAAGCUUUGGACCGCAAACCGACCUCUACUACCAGACCUACUUAGCUUCAAACCACCGCAAGGACGACUUGAAAGGCAGCCCGAACAAGCCUGCCAACGAGUCGGACUCCUCCGACACCGACCGGAACGACGAGGCCCGGCCUAACGAUCCGGCCAAGGACCUCACUCGAGCCGAGGCCAAAGCACUCGACCGAGAAAUCCCAUGGAGGAAGAUCCUCGAGAUGGACAAGAAGACGGUGGAAGCCUUCAAAGCGGCCACGGAAAAAGAGGCCAAAAGCUGGCAGGACUGGGGCUCGGUCAAACCUUUGAGCCACGAGCAGGCUCGCAAGGUGCUUCAGGAUAAGAUCCUCGCGCGGAGGGUGCUCAGAACUCGGAGCUGUUUCCGAGACAAGAGCCGGGGGAUCGGAGAGUUGAUCCCGAAAUGCAGGGUAGUGGCGUUGGGCCACAAGGACCCAGACAUAUAUCGAAUAAACCGUGAGUGUGCGACGCCCAACCGGACCUCGGAGCACGUCCUCUUCUGCGUCCUCACUUCGGGAAGCAACCGAGAGUUUGCCCAGAGCGGCAAAGAGUGGUUUGGUUGGACAGGCGACGCCUCAACGGCCUUCCUUCAGGGCGACAUCCAGAACGACGAGCGGGAACAGCCGCUCUACCUCCUUCCGCCCAACGACGGCAUCACCUCCUUGACCAGCUGCUGGAAGGCACCACUGUACUUGGUGUGUACCAACAUCUACGGCUUGAGCAACGCUCCCCGACUCUGGUCUUUGACGGUGAUUGCCAGACUGGUUUCGCUGGGAUACCGACAACACUCCUUCGACAAGAUGGUCUUCAUGAAGUUCGGCCCCGACGGUCACCUCAUUUCCCUGAUUAUCGUCUACGUGGACGACUUCUUGGGAACCUACCGCGAGGACUACGACGUCACCGAGGUGCACAAGGCGUUCAAGUGGGGAGCCCUCCACGACUUUAAACUCAACGAGGCCCUCACCUUCAAGGGAAAGCAACUGACGCUCAAAGAGAACGCCGCAGGAAGGAUUUACCUCCACGUGUGCCAGCGGGACUUCCUCGACAGCAUGAGUGCUGGCCGUGUUCCGAAGGGUGCCGACCUCACAUCCUUCCUCACUGCCGACCAGAAGGCCGAGUUCAGGAGCGUGGCAGGGUCACUGCAGUGGCUUUCCGGCCAGACCCGCCCCGAGCUUGCAGCAGUCAAUAGCCUUAGCAACCACGGGGCAGAGACCACGGUGGGCGACCUUAAGACGCUCUUCGAGGCCCUGGACUUCGCCAAGGAGACGCGCGACGACGGCUUCAUCAUUGCCGACGUGCCGCUGGACCGAUCCACGGCUAUCCUCGUGUACACCGACGCCAGUUGGGCAAACGCCGAGAAGUGCAGGUCCCAGUGCGGGGUACUGGUGGUGCUCUGCGCACCGACGGUCCUGGAGAAGACAACUCCAGCUAUGAUCGUCGACUGGAGAUCCAGCCGGUCCACAAGGGUGUGCCGCUCAACUUUGGCGGCAGAGGCUUCGGCAGCCGAUGAGGGCUGCGACCGGGCCGUCUACGUCUCCCUCUUCCUGGGCGAGCUCCUCUACAACGUGCCGGCGCACAAGGUGGGCCAACGUUUUCUUCAGCUGUCUGCGACUGACGCAAAGAGCCUUUACGACUGCGUAGUUUCGGACAGCCCCAACCUGAGCGACAAGCGCUCACUCGUGAAUGUCAGAGCAAUCCAAGAGGUUGUCUCCGGCAACCGUUUUCAUUGGAUCCCUACGGAUCUGAUGUGGGCCGACGGCUUGACAAAGAUAAGCCACGACUUGCAAGCCUCUUUUCACUUAUGGCUGCAAGAUCCCACGGCGACCCUCAAGAAGUAA
Messenger RNA from Symbiodinium sp. CCMP2592, 7425 nucleotides. The record is from the annotation of a GenBank genome assembly. Lineage: Eukaryota; Dinophyceae; Suessiales; Symbiodiniaceae.